AUGGACUCUACAAAGAAGCCACUGCACUUUACACAAAGCUCCAUUCUGCCUCGUUACCUCCCACCAAAUUCACCUUCCCUUACCUCCUCAAAGCAUGCGCCAAGCUCAAUGCCGUUUCCAAUGAAUGGGGAUUGCGAAGAAGCUUUCAAAAUAUUUAAACUAAUUAGUGUUGGGAAUGUUAGGCACGACUCGGUGACUAUAGCUCCCGUGUUGACUUCGUGUGGUGAUGUUGUGAAUGGCGUGCAAGUGCAUUGUUUGGCAGUCAAGAUUGGUGUUGAAAUGGAUGUUUAUGCUGCGACGUCUCUUAUGACAAUGUAUUUUAGUUAUGGAGGUUUGGCUUCUGCAAUAAGGUUGUUUGGAUUGAUUAACGAUAAAAAUUUGGAACUGAGAAAAUGUUUAGACGAUAAAGCUAAUUCAGUUGCCCUAAUUUCAGUUCUUUCUGAAUGUGCAAAUGUUAAGUACAUCAAAUUUGUUAUGCAGCCUCAUGCCUUUAUAGUUAAAGCUGACUUAGAUUCAGAUUCUAAGAUUGAAAUGGCCGUUGAACUCUUUGUCCAGUUGGAUUCUGAAGGAUUCAGACCAGACUCGGUGACAUGGAAUUCAAUGAUAAGUGGUUGUUCACAGUCAGGAAAGGCCAACGAAGCCAUCAUGUUCGUCAGGAAGAUGGUAUCUUGUGGUGUAACACCAAGUAUGAAAUGCAUCACUAGCCUUUCACCAGCUUGUUCACUUCUUUCUGCCUUGUCUUAUGGAAAGGAGAUUCAUGCAUAUGUUGUGAGGACUGAGACCAAUAGUGAUGAAUUCAUUGCUACUGCAGUCAUUGACAUGUCAAUAUUGAAGACUAUGUUUGUAGAGCUAAGCAACUGCAUUGUGUUGGUUUUCCAAGUUCGAGCUCUCCUAUCUGCUCUUUGGAAAGCUAAAGGCACUGCUGCUGCAAGGAAGCGUGCUUCUGAUGCUAUGAAAGAUUACUUCCGUGAUCCAGAAAAUCGCCGCAAGAGAAGCAUUUCAAUGAAAGGGGUGAAAUUUUACUGCAGAAAUUGUGGACGAGAGGGGCACAGGAGAAAUUAUUGCCCAGAAGUUCACAAGUUAAUAGAUAAACGAUUCAGAUGCCGGUUAUGUGGGAGAAAAGGGCAUAACAGAAGAACAUGUCCGAGAUCACAGUCAAUUGACCAGAAGAACUCGGUGCCAAGAAACCAUCAUUGCAAAAUUUGUGGUCAAUCUGGACACAAUAGCAGGACAUGUCCACAACUAACGUCCCAAACUGAUGUAGAAUCAAAUGCUGUUGCUGCAAACAAAGUUCCAAUUGUUUCUCGAAAAAGGACUUACACUUGCCACCUCUGCCAUGAGAACGGGCACAAUAUAAGGACUUGUCCUCGGAGAAAAUGA
Fraxinus pennsylvanica is the source of this 1380-nucleotide messenger RNA. NCBI's taxonomy places the organism in Eukaryota, Viridiplantae, Streptophyta, Magnoliopsida, Lamiales, Oleaceae. The record is from the annotation of a GenBank genome assembly.